UCGAGACAUUCAGUUACUGUCAUUUUUCAAUUAUGUUUAUGUCAGAUCUGUGAUUUUGUGAAACCUUUAUUGAUCAAACGGAAACAUUAAAACUGGAAGAACAGCAUUCGAGACGUUUUCCCAGGACGAUGGAUGCGGCAAGUCGGAUUCGAUUCAAUAUCGUUAGAGAGAUUAUGAGAGAAUGUUUUCCGAGGAAAUUGAAACCAAACGAGCAUUUCGUCGGUUAUUUUGUGAAAUUAUUGUUGAUGGAUCCGAAUUGGGGCAUAACAGAGAACCUGAUGAAUAGCAGAUCAAACGUACAAAAGUUCGUUCAAUUUGUCAUAAGCCAGCUAGAAAUGCAAAACACUCUCCAUAUAAUCACUUUGAAAAUGCAAUUCUAUUUCAAUUGUACUUUGGAGCACAUGGACACGGUAAUCUUCAACCAUAGACAAGAAACGCUGCGCAGGCUUCUGGCACUCAAAGAAGAGAUCUGCAAGGCCACUUUAAGAGAAAAUCCGGACGUUUUGAGAAAGAAGAUGGCGAUCUAUGUGACUUUCGUUUCCGGUUUGGGGAAUCCCAUGAUAGAUAUGGUAUAUGAAGAGGCUUUCUUCGCAAUAAAAAGUAUUAUGAACGAAGAAGAAGCUAAAGAGUUCAUAUUGGCUCCGAGGAAUGUGAAAGAGAGCCAACUAGAAUUAAUGAACAAAAUAGUGUGUGGUAUAAGGUUAUUCAACAAGGAUUCCGAUAAGGGAGGAGCAGGAGUCCCUAAUUUGCCUGACUUGCUGGAUAGAGCGGUCACAGUUGUCAAAAAAGAAGCUCAGUUCGCACUAUUGAAAAUUAUGGAGACCGUGAAUUUGCUGACGACCGCCAUCGACAAAUGUUACGUUAUGAUAGAAACCGAGGAUCAGAACUAUACGAUGGUGAGCCAGAUACCAUCGAAUCUGUUCGGGCAACGGUUGGACCAGAGCAAAGAUAUCUUGAUUUUGUACAGACAAUAUGAGUUGUGCGUUAGGAAAAUUAUGGAAGAACUAGAUAAACUUGAGGAACGUGCUUCGAAUCUUUAUGGAGACCUCGAUAACUUGCUUAGAAAAAUUCACAGAACUGUCCAUAUGAGAAUCGCAGUUCCCGUUAGCAUCAUUUUUCCAUUAUUCGAAGAAUUGUCGGACUUGUGGGUCAAUAUGCAAAAUCAAGUAAUACUAAUGUCUAAACUGCAUGACAUCAUGAUCAGCUUAGAGGUGUACACUAAAAAUCUGGAGUACAACAAAGAAUGGCUGGAAUCCGUCCUAGAUAACCAGCCGGCCGUCACAGAUGCCGAAAGGCUAGAAAAAACCGCCAAUUGUUCUCUCAAGUCCACCAAUGAAGAAGUACAAGUUUUUCGCAUCGAGAACUUUCAAAACAUCGACAAGGUUCGAUUGCAGUUUCUGGGCUUCUGCUGCUGGAAAUUUGUCGAAACUGACGGGGGUCUGAUUCCUGGAAACCCAAGUAUGGGCAUCGUGAAAUAUAAAAACUUGAAUUAUGUUUUUUCCACUCCAGAAGCAUGUGAGAGUUUCUCGAAGAAUCCUGAUCGGCGUGUCCCGCGUGUCAUAGAACUCAUAGAAGUCAUAGACCACGAUCCCGUCGAUCACAGAGCACUUAAUUUUCAGAUCUGUCAAAUCUGUCGAAAACCGGUGACGCUAAAAGAAAAACAAAUCCACAGCGAAUAUGUCCAAACGCCAGACGGUGUCGACUCAGACCAUGAAAUCCGACUGCAGAAACACAAUGGCGACUCAAACCUACCCACAACAGACAACAUCCACGCAAACCAAACGGGAUUGUUACACAAACAUCCCCAAGCCUUCUACUUUCAUAUUCGGGCUAAGGGGGAGGAAAGACGACAGUAG
Messenger RNA from Leptinotarsa decemlineata (Colorado potato beetle), 1856 nucleotides. Its product is annotated as cilia- and flagella-associated protein 206. NCBI's taxonomy places the organism in Eukaryota, Metazoa, Arthropoda, Insecta, Coleoptera, Chrysomelidae. The record is from RefSeq and is a predicted model, not a curated record. Gene Ontology annotation, biological process: regulation of cilium beat frequency. Gene Ontology annotation, cellular component: axoneme; ciliary basal body.